ACGUCUACAAAGUUUUUCUACUGUAGAGUUUUGGAGUCUUACCAAAUGAACACAAGUGCUUUUGAAAUAAUUAAUUAAUAACAUACUGGACAAAUGGGGUAACCAACCGGUCUUCUGGAAAGCUACUGAGUGUGCUGGUUUUUACACUAGCCCUACCUGAACACACCAGAUUUAGCCAAUCCUGACCUGAGCCUCAAGUCAAGAUGGAUGACAUCAACCUACACUACAGGUUCCUGAACUGGCGGAGGAGGAUCAGAGAUGUGCGUGCUGUACGCUUUCAGGAGCGCUACAAAAGAAUGCUGAAGAAUGGAGACACACUCAGCUAUCAAGGGAACUCUGAUGAGGUUGGCUGCUAUGUGGCUCCCCGUCCCUUAUCAAAGGGAAACUGCUACUUUGAGGUGACCAUAAUGGACACAGGGGUGAGAGGGACGAUAGCGGUAGGCCUGGUGCCACAGUUCUACAAGCUGGACCAUCAGCCAGGCUGGCUGCCACAGUCUAUAGCCUACCACGCUGAUGACGGCAAGCUGUACAAUGGAAACCCUGUGGGCCAGCAGUUUGGGCCCAAAUGCAACCGUAGUGACAGGAUUGGCUGUGGAAUAUACUGUGAUACCAUUGAGGCUGGGUUGACCACAGUCUUUUUCACCAAGAAUGGCAAAGAAGUUGGCUCGGUGGUGGUCCCGGUAGCGGCGGAGGGCCUGUUCCCAGCCAUCGGGAUGCACUCCCUGGGAGAGGAAGUGAGGCUUGACCUCCAGGCAGAGUGGGACAUGGAGGAGGACGACAGCGUCAUGAUGGUGGACAGCCACGAGGAUGACUGGGGACGUCUCUACGACAUCAGGGUCACUGGCACGCUCCUACAGUACGUGGGGAAGGGGAAGAGCAUCCUGGACGUGGGUCAGGCCCAGGCCCGGCAGCCCCUCAGCACACGCUGCCACUACUUUGAGGUGGAGAUAGUGGACGCUGGAGAGAAGUGCUACAUCGCGCUGGGCCUGGCCAGAAGGGACUACCCCAAGAACAGACACCCGGGCUGGAGCCGAGGCUCAGUGGCUUAUCACGCAGAUGAUGGGAAGAUCUUCCAUGGUAGUGGGGUUGGGGAGCCGUUUGGUCCUCGCUGUAUCGAGGGUGACAUCAUGGGCUGUGGCAUCAUGUUCCCACGGGACUACAUAUUGGAUGGUGAAGAUGACAUAGAUGAGUGGGACCCGUUGGAGGUGCUGCCGAGGCAGGGCGAGGGGCGCAUCCAGAACGUUCUGUACCUGAAUGAUGAAGAGUUGGAGGAGGAGGAGGAGGGGGACGAACUGGACCAGGAGCAUGACGGCAGGAAGGUCAUGGUGUUCUUCACACGGAACGGAAAGCUGAUGGGUCGCCGUGAGGUGGUGGUGCCCCCAGGGGGGUUCUACCCCACCGUGGGGAUGCUGAGCAGCGGAGAAAAGGUCAAGGUGGACCUGCACCCCCUCAGUGGAUGAACCUGACCGACCUGCAUCCUCUUAGUGGAUGAGAUGAGCCCAGAAACAGAACACUGCACCCUGUCAUCGCCUGACAAGUGACCACAUCAAGCCUUGCUGGGGAUCAGCGGAGUAGUGAAAUUAGGGCAGGGAUUCAUUCCACGGCGUACUAUAACUGACUUUUAAAGGUAUUUUAUGGUUGACCGUUUACCAUUUAUUUGAUCUCUGCAAACAUCUGGGAAAAUGCUGUUAAAAGGCAUAUUGUCGGCAGUAUAGGGUGCUGCCCUGUAGCGCACCUUGAAUAGAACCCCGGCCUUGGUCACAACCAUCAGGACUCACUGUGGCAAAACUACCAUCAUGUCUACUGUAGCAAAAACAAAAUUAUAAUAAUAAUAAUAUAUAUGCCACAUACACCAGUGCAGUGAAAUGUGUUGUUUUACAGGGUCAGCCAUGGUAGUUUGGCAAAUUAGGGUCAAGUGCCUUGCUCAAGGGAACAUCGAUUUUUUUUCACCUUGUUGUCUCGGGUAUUCGGACCAGCGAAUACCAAAACUACCAUCAGGACUCACUGUGGCAACACUACCAUCAGGACUCACUGUGGCAAAACUACCAUGAAGACUCACUGUGGCUAAACUAAAGGCUUAGCCUUUGUUGGAUAAUUCUGUGCAACUUGUUGUUUUUUUAUUUUUCAUCAAGCCACAUUUUUUCUCUGUCAAAGCAAAUAGUCAGUCCUGCCUGGUCCUGGGCUCUGAAACAGUGGAGCCCCUUAAAUGUCUCUCAUGAGGUCUACUGGCACACUUUGUUUAUUCCAUUUGUCAUCGCCCUAUACAUAGCAAUGCAUGUCCAACAGGUCUUGAGAGCCUGUUGGCAGUUCAUGUGAUAGGCACUAGUGAGUGAGUAGUGCCCUCCCGUGAGCACUGGAGGUUGCUUCCCAAAUGGCACCCUAUCCCCUAUACAGUGAGGGAAAAAAGUAUUUGAUCCCCUGCUGAUUUUG
Coregonus clupeaformis (lake whitefish) is the source of this 2430-nucleotide messenger RNA. It is a transcript of the gene spryd3, whose product is annotated as SPRY domain containing 3. Gene Ontology annotation, molecular function: protein binding. Bases 204 to 1460 code for a protein of 418 amino acids. The record is from RefSeq and is a predicted model, not a curated record. Lineage: Eukaryota; Metazoa; Chordata; Actinopteri; Salmoniformes; Salmonidae. The transcript has 11 exons.